Penicillium expansum is the source of this 1245-nucleotide messenger RNA. RefSeq lists its product as uncharacterized. The coding region runs from base 1 to 1245 and encodes 414 amino acids. The record is from RefSeq and is a predicted model, not a curated record. Lineage: Eukaryota; Fungi; Ascomycota; Eurotiomycetes; Eurotiales; Aspergillaceae. The transcript is spliced from 2 exons.
AUGGAUGAAGCAGCAGCCAGCUUCCGUGCACAGUGGGUCAGUCCAUCAGACUUAUUCUCAAUCCUCUUAAUCAUUGGUGGGGAUGUCAUUGGCCUCGCUCUGGCAGCCCUCGCCGGUGGCCCUAUCACCCCCGCCACCUUAUCUUUCGGAUGGGUGUCGUACGCUAUCUCAGCGCUACUAACUGCCCAAAGCGAGGACCGCCUGAUGCCUCCGAGCCCUGACUCUUCGCCCCGAGUGAUCAACCUAAGCACAGGGUAUACGCGGUUCAACCGGUCCUGGACUUUAGGGCGGGUGUUUCAGAAUUACGAAUACUGGAUGCCGGCAGAAGUAGAACAGCAACUGCAAAACCACCCGGUCUUGUACCAAGAUGAGGAAGCCUGGAUCGCAGACACAGAGAUGUCAGAGAAGGCCACGGGAACGACAGAAACAUACCCCAAUUCUCGUAAAUAUGUGAGCCCCCACCAGGCGCGCCUCUGCGUCGCUGUUUACGAGUGGGCGCUGGACGGACGCUAUCCUGUGGCGCAACCCGGUUAUGACUGGGUGCAUUGGCUGGGAAUCAUCGUGACGGUGUUUCAAAUAGGCAUCAGCGCGAUACCGUUUGCUCUCCAUGGAGACUGGAGUAUCUUCCUGGUGACGGUGGCCGGGACUAUUCUGGCCUACGCGUCCGGCGCGCUGCCGCAGUGGCGGAAGGAGAAAUGGGCGUGUCGAACGUUGGACAAGCGCAAAGACAUUGCGUUGACACUCGGCAAUGGGAUGCAGCAUGUGAUCGUGGUGCUGGGGGCGAAGGGUGGCAAUACUACGCGCAUGAUGACGUUCCUGUUAACGGUGUUGUGGUUCAUGCUUCUCCUUAGCAGCACGGGGAUUCAGGCCCAUGCGUGGUAUCUACUUGCGGUGGGCGGCAUUGGCAUGAUGCAAAAUCUCAUCACGGCCGGGGCUCCGCGUCAGCCGGAGAUGUUGGGAAUACCGAUUCGGCUGGCUAUGCGUUCGAAUUCGAGGAACGAAGCAAGUCCGAUACCAAUGGUGUUCGCCGAAUUUAAGGUCAUGCAUACGCUGAUGGAGCUCGAGUUGGACUUCAAGGGGGCUGGUCGAGCUCUGCUCCCGGAGUUCUUCCCUGGAGGUGGCGGCCUACAAUCUUGGGAGGAAAAGUGGUGGUCCAGCAAUGAACCGGACGUUCGACGCCAGCUACUACGGGCGGCGAAAGAAAAAGAAUUUAACAAACAGAUGCGCAGGACGCAGGCUGGGUGA